Molecule: messenger RNA, 1071 nt
Organism: Hippocampus comes (tiger tail seahorse)
Lineage: Eukaryota; Metazoa; Chordata; Actinopteri; Syngnathiformes; Syngnathidae
Gene: gje1a
Product: gap junction protein epsilon 1a
Exons: 4
Coding region: 211-819 (202 amino acids)
Biological process (GO): cell-cell signaling
Cellular component (GO): connexin complex
Molecular function (GO): gap junction channel activity
Source: RefSeq, a predicted model, not a curated record
UGCCCCAACUUGACCCCGGCCUCCCCGGCGUCCCGGCACCCGCGCGCGCUUUAGGACCUGCGAGUGUAGAAAAGAGGGGGGAAUGAACAACACGCCGCCAGGAUUACGGUUGGUGUGUGGACUUGACUUUUCUUUGCCGCGACGCGUCGUUUUGCUUUGCUUCAGCGGGGACGUCUUUGUUUGGCAUUCGGGACUCCGGCGGCUUCGUCAAUGCUCUUCCAGAAGUAUUUGCAGUGCAGGCUCAGGCCUCCGACGGUGAUCGGCCAGUUCCACACCUUGUUCUUCGGCUCGGUGCGGAUGUUCUUCCUGGGCGUUCUGGGCUUCGCCGUGUACGGGAAUGAGGCGCUGCACUUCAGCUGCGACCCCGACCGCAGAGAACUCAACCUGUACUGCUACAACCAGUUCCGACCCAUAACGCCUCAGGUGUUCUGGGCCUUGCAGCUGGUCACGGUGCUGGUCCCGGGGGCCGUGUUCCACCUGUACGCCGCCUGCAAGAACAUCGACCAGGAGGAGAUCCUGGAGCGGCCCAUCUACACCGUCUUCUACAUCAUCUCCGUGCUCCUGCGCAUCAUUUUGGAAGUCAUCGCCUUCUGGCUUCAGAGUCACCUCUUCGGCUUCCAGGUGCACCCGCUCUACAUGUGCGAUGCCAGCGCUUUGGAAAAGACCUUCAACGUGACCAAGUGCAUGGUGCCCGAACACUUUGAGAAGACCAUCUUCCUGAGCGCCAUGUACACCUUCACCGUCAUCACCAUCCUCCUGUGCGUCGCCGAGAUCUUCGAGAUCCUCUGCCGACGCCUGGGCUAUCUCAACAACCAAUGACCCCUCCCGCGCACGGACGCCGAGCGUCGCCGGCCCCUCGCCGCGUUCCCGCGCCUUUUGUUCCUCGUCGGCUUCUCGGUUAGCGACUGCCGGAUACUCGCGCCGAGCGGGAAGCCAACGCAAGUGCGCUCGUGAAAUAGUCCCGCUUUCCCUCCCGCGGGACCGGCGGCACAACAACAAGAGGGACGCGUCGACCGGACGCCGGGACCGUGCCGGCGAGCCGUCCGUCGGGAAGCGGGCCGCGGGCGCGCG